AUUUCAUAUGUUUGAAGUUCAUAUGCCCCCCAUUUUUUCGGUUCCUUUCUAUCUCCUUUUUGUUUUUUUCAUUCCCUUUUUUCUUUUGCACUUUAUCACUGGACGGGGGGUUUUUUUUUGGUAUAGCAGUUCUUCAUGAUAUGGCAGAGAAGAAAAAGUUUGUAUUUGCCGAAAGGAAAAAGGCACUUCAAAUGGCUGCUACUUGUGGAUUGAGCGUCAUUGAAGAAAAGGUGGAAUUGAGAGGAUACCAAAUUUAUGUAGUAGAACAAUGGGUUUGCGACCGUAAAGUGCCGUCAAACGUUGUCAAUGUGUUUACAGGCGAUGAAAGUCAUGUUAUUCAAGUAGCCGUCAUUGCUAUUUCAACUGCUGAAUUACAACAUUCGCGACCACAGAUUCAAACGUUUCUUCAACUGGGUGCCCAUUUAAAAUCGAAACCAACACCACUGGGUGAAAUAUUAUUAACCAAUCCGGGCGAAUUACCUUAUGAUAUGGAUAUGAUAUUAGUCCCCAACGGAGAUUACGAUAGGUGGAUAAAGCAAGCCUAUGUUAAUAUCAACUUGAGGAGAACGAAUUGUACAGGAAGAAGCUCGCUUAACCUACAGCCUCCAAAUCCAGCUUCGGAAGAGAAAUUUAGAUCACUCUACAAGAUAGCCGAUACAGUCCAUUUCCAAGAUGCUGUCAUCAAUUUAGUGUCACUCGUGCAGAUCGCUCUCUAUUUAUUCAAAUUACUCGACAAAGACUACGUUGAUGGAUUGUUAUGUGAUGAAACGACUCACGCACUAUGGGCUUUUUAUGCAAGCUACAUUCCCGCCAAAACAGCUGAUUUUCAUUUGAAAGAACCAUGGAUGGAGCCCCACCUCGUCGCCGCUAUUAUUUCUAAAUUGAUUGUUUGUCGCAAUAAACUUCAGGAUGCUGGAUUUACGACGGUCAAAGACCCCUUCCUCGAUCAUGAUACAUUCCGGUUUGAUAUUGGCGAUUAUCAAAAAUAUAAAAAUAUGCGGAUUACUCGAUUUUUGGAUAAAGACACAGUCGUACGGUUAAACGAGCCGACAAAUCCAAUCCAUUCUCUUGUGGGGCAGAUGAAGGUCAAGAGAGUCAUUAAAUCAAAAUUGGACGAUAUUUCAGGCGUAACGAAUUCACCGUUGUCCAUAGAAACAUCCGAUCCAGAAGUCUUUCGUCAUCACGCUACCAUUGAAAGCUUACGGGCCAUUUGGCGACCCAAGCUGAAGGGGGAUUGUACACUACACUGAGCCAUAAUAAUAACUUGAGUCAUACGAUCAAUAAUAACGACAGCAGUGGAGGAAUGACAAGCCUGAUGUCAGAGAUCAGUCACAGUAACAGUAGUAGUGAUCAACCGUUGCAUCCUACGCCACUA
Messenger RNA from Mycotypha africana, 1375 nucleotides. RefSeq lists its product as uncharacterized. NCBI's taxonomy places the organism in Eukaryota, Fungi, Mucoromycota, Mucoromycetes, Mucorales, Mycotyphaceae. Gene Ontology annotation, cellular component: Sin3-type complex. The record is from RefSeq and is a predicted model, not a curated record. Bases 141 to 1250 code for a protein of 369 amino acids. The transcript is spliced from 4 exons.